Messenger RNA from Mercenaria mercenaria, 3884 nucleotides. Its product is annotated as patched domain-containing protein 3-like. The transcript is spliced from 4 exons. The record is from RefSeq and is a predicted model, not a curated record. Gene Ontology annotation, cellular component: membrane. Lineage: Eukaryota; Metazoa; Mollusca; Bivalvia; Venerida; Veneridae. The coding region runs from base 174 to 2867 and encodes 897 amino acids.
UUUGUCUUUACCUGUGUGCAAUGUCGCGCUAGUGCUUAUUUAAGCGAUAAAAACUUCCGGGUCUGGUAAAUUGUCAUUGACGAAAACUUGUACUGCAUGAAUUAAUUAAGGAAUCGUUUUGGAAAAUAUAUUAAGGUGAAGCCAUAAGAAGCUGAUACUUAAGACAACAGAACAUGGAUUGCAAGGAGACUUUCAAAGCUUUCUUUGGAAAAUUUGCGUUCUAUAUCGCCAUACAUUCUUGGAAAGUGUGCAUCACCAGCUUUCUACUCAAUGGUUUAUUGGGACUUGGAAUGCUAAAAUUGCCUGGCAAGAACCUCCUCAAUAACGAUAUUGAAGAAGUCUACAUGCCAAGAGAAACGAAAACGCAGGAAACGGAGCAGUUUAUACUAAGUAUAUUUCCGGAUUUAAGCAGUUCAGACUUUUAUUCACAUCAGGUUGUUAAACAGCCGUUGUAUGUAGAACUGAUUUUCUGGAGGAAAAACAAGCAAAGUCUUAUUAAUGGCUCGUUAUACCACGAUUUAACUUCGUUAAUGCAAUAUGUCAAAAAUAUUACCGUGCAAUCUGCAAAUGGAACUGCUUUCGAUUUCACCGAUUUAUGUGCCUUAAGGAAUGACAAAUGCGUCAUUGAUGGAGAAGAUACCAUCAAUAAAUUGAGCGAGUGUACAGAUGGACUAUUACCAUUGAACAAAUUUAACUUUGAAAACAAUACUAUUCUGGAAAAUCCGUUAUUUCAGUUUGCAGAUUACAAGGUUGUGAACGAUACUCUCGUAAAAGCAACGUAUUUGAAAGUCCGUUUAAACCUUCGCCAAGACACUACAUUAUUUGCACAGCUUUCCAAACACUGGAUGGAUCGUUUCAUAACUCACAUGAAACAAUUCUCGGAACAAUGGCAAAGCAGAGAUCUCUCAUUUACAUUCGCACACUCAAAAUCAUUUUUUGCGGAGCUAGGAAACGAUACAUAUACAGAUAUACCGUACUUUUCAUUCGUGUUCACUAUCUAUUUCUUUUACAUUGGGUUCGUUAUGUCUGGCGGAAAUAUUCUUGCGAAGAGGGCCAACAUCGGUAGAAUGGGAAUCAUCGUUACACCAACCAGUGUGCUUGGUGCAUGGGGUCUGCUAAUGGCAUGUGAGGUCGAAUUUACAAAUACAAUAGGCAUUGUUCCACUCUUUAUUGUAGAACAUCAAAUCAUCAACACAAUGAUAACUCUUUCGCACCUGUCUGACGUAAAUGACAAACCCGAUGCCAAACAGCGUUUAGAAUAUGCUGUAAAAAUGUCAGCUAUUCCCAUAACUACAACAAUGUUGUGCUAUGCUGUCCCGUUUGCUGUGGCAAUUUUUUCAAGGUUUUACGCUCUGGAGCUCGUAGGUACUUACGUAGUGGCUACCAUGUUGUUCAACUACGUCAACCAUUUUGUAUUUUACACUGCCUGUCUGGCUAUACACGAGCAACGUAUCGACGCCGGUCGCCACUGCUGUAUCUGUACGAAGUUGAGACCAAGAGAAGAACUUGAAGGACGCAGCUGUUGUAUUAUUUGUUGUUGUAGUGGUAACCGUCCUGAAAAUAGAUCUGACACUGAAAGUUCAAUUGAGAAGAUUUUCAGGAAAGCCAUGCUACGCUUCCUUUUGACCACUGCAUCAAAAAGCAUAUCUUUAAUUUCAUAUAUCUCAUUAGUUGCGUUUUCCUUAUGGGGUCUAGUUUACUAUAAAGUAGACGUAAUUCAGAGAAACGAAGUUCUUUCAAGCUCUUACUUUUAUAGCUGGAAUGAAAAAAUGAGUAGCGUUUAUCAAAGGGAAUCAAUUAUACAAUUUGUGACCAUUCAUCCUAGAGGGUAUGUGACUGACCGAGUGACAAUAUCAAAAUUAGAGAGGCAGCUACAAUCGCAGUCGUUCUUGAAUGCUCAACUUCUAAUGUCCUGGGGUGAUUUGUACGACAAUAGUUCGUAUGCUAAUUAUACAUCAGAGUUAGCUUUGAGUCUAUUGGUCAGAAACAAAUUUAUUCCUCAAAAUAUAGAAUUUUCUCAUGACAUACUUUUUGAACGAAAUAAUUCAAAAAUUUCUGCAUCAAGAUUUUAUAUCAAAACUAAAGAUAUAUCGUCUACAUUGUCAGAGAUUUCACUUAAAAAAGAGCUCUUUGAUUUGGUGGAUGCAGUUGAUGAUUAUCAAAAGGACAUAUAUGAUGAUUUGGAUGAACAUACUCUGCCUUUUAGUGUAAAAGAUAAAUUUGUUUCUCUACAUUCCCCUGAUUUCAUCUUUACUGACGCAUGGAAACAACCGCUUUGGGAAUUUCUAAUAUUCACGGGUGUGCAACUUGGACUCUUACUAUUUCUACUUUUUGUUUUGAAACCAACUUUGUCCUCCCCCUUUUUCAUAGCACUGGCGUAUCUCUCCAUGGUGUGUUUUCUGUUUGGAAUAUCACAUUUCUUAGGAACUUAUUUGACACAAGUUUCUAGCAUCAUUUACAUGCUGGCGGGAUGUGUCUUUAUCGAAGUUGUUGUACACACAUUUUAUUCCUAUUUUCAAGCUGAAGGAGUCAGCAAAGCGAUGCGUGUUAAUGCUGUUGUUAGUACGACCACACAGACUUUAUUCCAUGCAAUACUAGGACAGCUUUUAGGUCUUCUGGUAUUGUUUGUUGUAAAAUCAUACGUUUUUGUUACGGUUUUCAGAAUCGCUCUUCUCACAACAGCUAUUGGCAUCAUGUUUUCCAUUCUUUGGAUACCUGUCUUACUCUCUUAUUUCGGACCUAGUGGCAUUGACGCUAAGUCCGAAAUACUUGAUAGAUACAAGACGAAUCAGUCUUCUGUAAGUUUUGGAGAUAUAACAAUAAAUAAACAGACCGGGGUGGAUAACCCCGCCUUUUUACAGAAUUAAACCGGACAGGACAAGUGAUAUAAAACGUAGGGAUUGCGCAUGUUUGUACACGAAUUACACUUUUUAACAGACAUAAGACUUUUUACCUGCGAACAGAUGUUUUUACCAAUAUACUUAUGCCUGUCAUUUUUCGCUUUACAAAAUGUUUAAAUUGUCAUUGCUACAAGUAGUAUUGCACGUUGCGGUAUAAUAUUCAUGCGAAGGGAGACUAAAAUGAAAAUAUCUUAUCAUAUCUUACAAAACUGUUACCGUCAAAACUCUAUUGCUGUUUUAUAUAGCCGUCUCUAAUAUAGCUAUUAUGAGGUUCAAAUGAUAUCUAUGGCUAUACAAAUACAGCGUUCUUUUAUGGAUUUUAGUCAGAUUAAAAUACAAUUCUGACAACCAGAACAUAAAAACUUGCAAAAAUGACUUACGACGUCUUUAUCUGAAAUCAGCGUUUUGUAUGUUGACAAAUAAAGCAGUCAACCUCAAUGUUAAUACCAUAUGUUUAAAGUCAUAAAUUAUUUUGUUUGGCUUUACGUCGUACGUUCAGUUCAAUUUUGCAUUUAUGUGUUUUAUGUGUACGGUAUGACAGUGGAUAAAACAAGAGACAGUUGCAACUCAGUCUUCAUCAAGAAGGGCCAAAUGCUUUUGCAAAUAACUGUUAAAUGUCCAAGUAGAGCAUAUUUACCUUUCUAAAUUUAAAUAUUUUCAUAUACAUACAUAAUUUUUUCAUGUCGUAGAUAAGCGGAUUUCUCUUUGAUGUUUGUGUAAAGUGUAAUAAGGUUUAUUUACGGUUUGUGUAUUGCAAAAGGAAGGUUGAAUAUAGGGACACCGUCAUAGAUUGGUCGGUGAUCUAUAUAAAGGAAACUGGGAUUUGUGCACAUCCAUUCAGAAAUAUCUAUUUAGUUAGUAGUUUUCUAUUGAUUAUAUUAUUCUAUUUGCUUGUAUGUUAAUAUAUUGUCUUCUUUUGUUUUGUACUUGUAUCAUUAAAUAAAAAUGUGUAAACAGAAGGGAUUUUAAUAAACGAUUUAGUUU